Molecule: messenger RNA, 2457 nt
Organism: Glycine soja
Lineage: Eukaryota; Viridiplantae; Streptophyta; Magnoliopsida; Fabales; Fabaceae
Product: transcription factor TCP4-like
Exons: 3
Coding region: 1193-2143 (316 amino acids)
Biological process (GO): regulation of secondary shoot formation
Cellular component (GO): nucleus
Molecular function (GO): sequence-specific DNA binding; DNA-binding transcription factor activity
Source: RefSeq, a predicted model, not a curated record
UCUCCUAUUUUAUUAGAGCAAACUUUCAUCUCUUUUCAGUGUUCAAUGAAGCAUGAUUUGAGUUGGUAGAAAAGUUAAAGAGCAUCAUCAUAAUGGAAGUGUGCAUGAUAUAGGUGAGAAUUGGAGGGUGCAUGCUGUUCUUUUUAGAGGAAUCACUCAUUUCUUAACAAAGAGGGAAGGAACCCAACAAAACGUUGCAUGUCAUUGUCAAAGCCUUUCGAAAGGCGUGGGUGGAAGAGAUGGCCAUUGAUAGUUACAUGUGUAUCAUUCAUGAACUUGCAUAAUCAUAGCUCAUCACUAGCAACGUGGGGUUGUUACUGUUACCAAAGAGGUUAAAGUGUACAUGCAUUAGAAGAGAAGGAUGAGGUACCAACAUGGUGUCCUAUGAUUGGCAGAUAACCAUGUCCUUUAAGUAUGUGUGAUUUAUGUGUACUAAAUAAUGUCUGUUGAGAAAUAUCAGUCUUUUUAAAUGAAUUCUAGUAUCUUGAGGAUUAGUUUUUAGACUCUCGGUCAGAGAUAUCCUGGAUUCACCGAAAAGAGAAAUUUGAGGGGUAAGUUAAACUCCAAGGAGAUAUAUAUAACUGCAAGAGAGCAUUGUGGCAUGGUCUCUUAACAUUUGCGUUUGUGGGGCUAGAAACUACCAAAAGAUCUUUAAUUUCUUCUCUGACCUGACCCUGCCACGCUUUGCAGAAGCAUCCACGAGCUUUUUCAAUAGGCCAAGGUGUUGGCUUUUGGGGACCAGCAGCAGUGGCAGAAUUGUCACAAUUCAAAGCCUGUGGACAGCUGCAACAGAUGAAGGACUGCAGGCAACUAUAGUUAAGAGCAACAGCAAGCAAAGCAAAGUGUGUCUGCUUAAAGAAAACCUAUGAGAAAACAAACCCAUAUGAGAAAAAAAGAAGAGAGCCACAUAUAGGAAGAAAAAAGUGAGAUAAUUUGAAAGAAAGAAAAAAAAAAACUGGAUUUCAGUGGGAAUCAGCAUCAACCACUAAGCCCUAUACAAAGUGAACAUGACUCACAACAAAAAAACUUGAUCACCACACACAACACAGCUCAUUAUCAAGUAUCUCAAAACCAACCUCAAUAUUAUGCUGAAGGCAUAACAAGUAGUUCCCACCAAAUAGAACCACCACCUACUUUGAACCAAGCCAUAAAACACACAGAGCACAAUAGAGGAGGAACAAUCACAAGGGGCAUGAGGACCGGUGUAGGAGAUAUUGUUCAAGUAGAAGGAGGGCACAUUGUUAGGUCCACAGGUAGAAAAGAUCGCCACAGCAAGGUCUACACUUCGAAAGGGCCACGCGAUCGCCGCGUUAGACUCUCAGCACACACAGCCAUUGAGUUCUAUGAUGUUCAAGACAGGCUUGGCUAUGACAGGCCAAGCAAGGCUGUGGACUGGCUCAUCAAGAAGGCAAAGACUUCCAUUGACAGGCUUGCUGAGCUUCCUCCAUGGCAUCCACCUACUCAUGAGGAAGAAAAGCAGAAUGAUGCUGCAGGAUCAAGUGGAAUCAUAGCCAUUGCGCAACAACAACAACAACAUGAACAGCAAUCAGAGUCUUGUGGUUACAACUUUCAGCUCCAAAGGCAAUUGGGGGCCUUCAGUUCAACCCAUGCUGACACUGACCCCAUCAAUUUUCAAACCAACAACUCCUCAGAAGAUCUUGGCCUAUCCCUCCAUUGCUUCCAAGACCACCCUGGCCUCAUUCAUUGGCAAUCACAACAGACAGGUGCACAUCAAACACCUCCUUCAAAUGAACACCAAAUCCGAACCCUUUUUGCUGGCUCAACCCCAGGUGGCUUUGAGAACCAUUAUCAAAGAAGUGUGACUUGGAACAAUGAAGCAACUACCACUGAUCAUGUGAACAGGUUGGGGUUCAUACUCAACUCACAGCCAUUUAUAGGCCAAGGUUCUGCUUCAGCUUAUGCUCAAAGUGGGGGGACCCUUCAGUCCAGUUUUUCAUUUCCAAUGACUUCUCCCUCUGAGCUUCACAGGCCCCAGCCAGUGAAUCAACCUUCCAUCUUUGACAGCAGGUUUGUGUCUGAUGGAUUAGCUGAUUUCUGCAUUCCAGAUAGAAUUCAAGGUGUGGAAGAGAACCAUGGAGUUGCUUCCAAUAGGCCAUCUUCUUCCCCUAGUUCUAUCCACUGAUCCCAAACUAAGCAAUGCUUAAGUCUUCCUAUCAGGAGUGUUCUCUAUCAGAUUGGCAACCGAGUGAAGAUUCAAUAGGCAUAUUGUUAUGAUCUACAAAGAUUUCCUUUCAAUUUGGCUUUCCUUUUUUUGGUUUUUAAAUUUAAAGUGAGUUGCCCUUGAUUCAACCCUUGAAAUCUAUAUGUAUAAUUUUGAAUUGAUGAAAAUUACCUUGAGUUGAAUUUGGUGGUUCUAGUCCUCACUGUAUUGUGAAUGUUAUUCCAAAAUAACAUAUUUCAUCUGAUAUCUAGUGAAAAUCAGAAGUUACAUGUCCA